AUGCAGCAAAUGUGUGGAAGCAGCACUUUUCCCAUUGAGAAACAGGGGGAUAAGAAUACUGUCGUACAUAGACGAUUAUCUGAUUUGCGCCUCGUCGAAAGAGCAAGCAAUCAAAGACGCAGAUAUGGUGUUAUUGCAUCUCAACAGCUUGGGAUUCAGAAUAAACAUGGAAAAGAGCCGCUUAGAGCCAGCUCAGCACGCAGAAUAUCUGGGGCUCAGUAUAAACUCCCUCUCUUAUCGAGUCACUCUGACAGAGAGGAGGAUCGCGUCAUUCACUCAAUGUCUCUCCCGUUUUCAGACGGGGAAAGUUGUCCCGUUCAGACUGUGCCUGUGAAUGCUGGGCUUAAUGGCUUCAGUGAUAUCUGUAGUACGACUGGGACUACUAAUAAUGAGAGACUUUCAGCGCUGGGUCGCGCAUCUGCGUCUGUGUUCUCGGCGUCAUCUCAACCGACAGGUGAGAGUGACGUAUGCGUGCGUCAGAGCGCUCAGACGUUGGAAAAGCCCCGCGACCCUCAGAUCGGGGAUUCCCCUGGGGGCAGUGUCGUCGAGAGUCACUAUGACGACGGACGCAUCAUUAAAGGGCUGGGGAGCGACUCUAAUGGGCAGAACUGUGAACGGCGUUUGGCCCCCUCAGCUAAUUCUCAAACACAUAAAUUACUUGGAAUUGUUGGCAGUGUUUCUAGCGCUGAAACAUUUUCUGAGCUUCAUCAGGGGUCAGCAUGUUUUAGUGAAAACAGACAAUUCCACAGUGGUUGCUUAUAUCAACCGACAGGGAGGCACACGCUCUCUUCAGCUGCACCAGCUGGCAAAAGAGCUGAUUGUGUGGUGCGACAUAAGUCUUUUAUCCAUCAGGGCAACCCAUGUUCCAGGGAUAUUGAACAGGGGGGCAGACUUGUUGUCCAGAGGAAAUCCCCUGUACGGAGAGUGGAAGCUUCAUCCCCAGGUGGUGAAGCAGAUAUGGCAGAGAUACGGCCAGGUGGUCGUAGAUCUCUUCGCCUCGCAGGAAAACGCCCAAUGUCCUCUGUACUUCUCUCUGGCAGACGGAAAUGCACCAUUGGGUGUGGAUGCUUUAGCCCACCAAUGGCCAAAUGUCCUGCUGUAUGCAUUUCCCCCUCUGAGCCUGAUUUCACCCACUCUAGCCAGGGUGAGGGAAAUGGGAUUGUCGCUGAUACUGAUAGCCCCACGUUGGCCUUCCAGACCUUGGGUGGCCGAGAUUGUUCAACUACUGUCGGGUCAGCCGUGGCCCCUCCCUCCCCGGAGGGACCUCCUGUCACAAGCGGGGGGGGAAAUCUACCAUCCUCACCCAGACAGGAUAGCUCUCUGGGCCUGGCCCGUGAAAGGUGGAAUUUAAGUGCAGCAGGUCUGCCCCCAUCGGUCAUACACACUAUACAGAGUGCAAGAGCCUCUUCCACUCGUUCACUGUAUAGUAAUAAGUGGCGAGUCUUUGAUGAAUGGUGUGGACGGAUUCAUAUUGUCCCUUUUCAAUGUUCAGUGAGGGACAUUUUAUGUUUCCUGCAGGAUCUGCUAGAUAAAGGGAAAGCUUUUUCUACAAUAAAGGUAUACUUAGCGGCUAUAUCUGCUUGUCAUGUGGGUUUUGGUGACAAGACAGCAGGUCAGCACCCUUUAAUAAGUCGAUUUAUGAAGGGGGCACGACGUAAGAGGCCAGGGGCCAGGCGAAUGGUCCCAUUGUGGGAUUUGUCUACAGUCUUAGAGGCCCUUUCUCAACACCCUUUUGAGCCAUUGGAAGCUAUAGGGUUAAAGUUUCUCUCGCUCAAGACAGCACUACUGUUAGCGCUGGUGUCAGCUAAGAGGGUGAGUGACUUACAGGCACUGUCGGUCAGCCCAUCUUGUCUGCAGUUUUCUGCAGGGUUUACAAGGGUUUCCUUUCGCCCUAACCCGGCGUUCGUACCUAAAGUAGUGGAUUCGUCAUAUAGAUGUCAAACUACAGAUCUUGCAGCUUUUCACCCUCCUCCGUUCUCUUCUCCAGAGGAGGGGAGGUUGAAUGCCUUGUGUCCUGUACGAGCACUUCGUGUGUACGUAGAAAGGACAGCAGGUUUCAGGAAAAAUGACCAACUGUUCGUGUCAUGGGCUACUCCUCACAAGGGGAAGCCAUUGUCACGUCAGCGACUGUCCCACUGGAUUGUAGAAGCUAUUUCCUUAGCAUAUGCAUGCAGAGGUUCCCAACCUCCCGAGGGCUUAAGGGCCCACUCAACUAGGGGCAUGGCGACAUCAUGGGCCUUACUCAGAGGUGUUUCGGUCCAGGAGAUCUGUGCUGCAGCAAGCUGGGCCACACCGCACACUUUUGUGCGAUUUUAUAGACUGAACGUGUCUGAGCCAUCCUUAGCUCAUGCAGUGUUAGGAGUCAGCACGUCAAGUCCCAUAUGAUUGGUAUAGCGUAUGUUGCAAUCCGGGAGUGGUCUAUAUCUCCCAUAGUGAAACACCGAGCGAAGUUAGAAAAAGAACGAUGGGUUACUUAACGUAAUCCCAGGUUCUUUGAUAACAGAGUGAGGUGUUUCACCAACACUUCCCUCCUUGCAUAGGAACGGGAAGAAAUCUCUCUUAAUGACUUCGUAGGGGUCGACCUGAGUAAUAUAGGUGGGGGCGGAGCCUGAUCUCAGGUCGACCUGUCUGUCAAAGACAGACGUGGUGGCAUAGGAGCUUCCGUAGUUGGUCACGCCCAAAGCGAUUCCCAUAGUGAAA
This is a messenger RNA of Carassius gibelio (silver crucian carp), 2700 nucleotides long. RefSeq lists its product as uncharacterized. The coding region runs from base 1 to 2385 and encodes 794 amino acids. The record is from RefSeq and is a predicted model, not a curated record. Gene Ontology annotation, biological process: DNA integration; DNA recombination. The transcript has a single exon. Gene Ontology annotation, molecular function: DNA binding. NCBI's taxonomy places the organism in Eukaryota, Metazoa, Chordata, Actinopteri, Cypriniformes, Cyprinidae.